Molecule: messenger RNA, 1965 nt
Organism: Drosophila mauritiana
Lineage: Eukaryota; Metazoa; Arthropoda; Insecta; Diptera; Drosophilidae
Product: L-lactate dehydrogenase B chain
Exons: 1
Coding region: 44-1129 (361 amino acids)
Biological process (GO): carboxylic acid metabolic process
Molecular function (GO): oxidoreductase activity, acting on the CH-OH group of donors, NAD or NADP as acceptor
Source: RefSeq, a predicted model, not a curated record
GUUCCAGUAUUCCCUUUUCGGUUUCAAAAUUCAAAAUUAAAAAAUGACACUACGUCAGCUGAUGCGACUGAAUAUGGCGCAUUUCCGGGCCAAAGCAUGGAAUACUAAAGCCAUGUCCACCAAGUCGGCCAAGUCCUGCUUCGCCAAGUCGAUGAAGCCCAUGAAGCAGUUCAAGCGCCCGCGCAUUUCGAAGAUCAGUGUAGUUGGCGCCGGUCAGGUGGGCACGGCGAUCAGUGCCAUGCUGUUGCUCCGGAAUCUCACCAAGAACCUGGUCAUCCUGGACAUUAACUACGAACUGGCCCAAGCGGAGGCACUGGACUUUCAGCACGCAUCCGCCUUUCUAAACGAUGCUCGGGUGGUGCCCUGCGGCGAUAGUACCAACUCCAAGAAUUCCGAUGUGGUGAUCAUUACGGCGGGAGCUCGGCCCUCCGGCAAGGAUCGUUCUCGCCUGGCUGCAAUGCAAAAGACCGUCGAAAUCCUGAAGAAGGCGGUGCCCAAACUGGUGGAUCUCAGUCCCGAUGCCACCUUCAUUAUCAUCUCGAAUCCUGCCGAUGUUAUGACCUAUGCCGUCCAGCGAAUUACCAAUCUACCAAAGCAUCGCUGCUUCACCACUGGCUGUCACCUGGACACGGUGAGGUUCCGCAACCUGAUCGCAAAUCGACUUCGAUUGCCUCCGUCUCAGGUUCACGGCUAUGUGAUCGGAGAACAUGGCGCCAGUGCGGUUCCAGUGUGGUCCAGUGUCUCCAUUGCCGGCAUCCGGCUGAAUGAUGUGGUGAAGAACCUGGCCUGCGGCGAUGAUCCCGAGAACUGGGCGAAGAUCAACAAGCAAGUCACCACCGGCGGACUGGCGGUGGCCAAAACCAAGGGCUAUACCAACUGGGCCAUUGCGCUCACCUGUGCGGAUAUCGUGCAGGCAAUGUCCGGCGGGAAGGGAAAGAUCGCAUGCGUGGGCACGGACAUGAAAGGCCUAAGUGGCAUCCAGGACAACGUGGUGCUAUCGCUGCCCUGCUUGGUCACCUCGGGUGGCAUCAGUCACGUUUUCGAGCUGCCCCUCACGGAUGUGGAGCAAAGCAAGCUGAUGGCCUCCGCCAACAUCCUUCUGGAGGCCCAAUGCUCUCUGAGUAUUUGAUUCAUGAUUGGAUUGGAUUGGCCAAGUCACUGGAUUUUAAGAAGUUUUAAUCCAGGAAUUCUUUAGUAGCUGAGCUACUGAAGGAUUCUACGAAAAAAAAUUAUACUAAUGGUUUAUUUGUUGUUCCGAAAUAUUUAUAUCGCAAACGAAUACUUUUUGGAAAUGUACAUAUUCUGGAAAAUGUAGACCAGUGAAGAGAUAGAAUGUUAACCACAUUGUUAUAUAGUAUGUACAUAUCCAGAUACAUAUUAUACCUUUUUACGAGAGCCCAAUAAAUAGGAAAUUGAAAACGAAAAAGGAACUUCUGACUGGAAAUAGCCCAUAAAAACCACACCCAAAUCUCAAGUGGAAAGUGAAAACCGCAGAAGACCAGCUGUGGGAGCGAGUAGGCAAGCCCUUCGCCCUUUCCCACUUUCAGCUGGAGCAAGUGAGAUGCACACACACACGAAUGUUUUGUAGAAGAGCUAAAAAAAUGCAGAGAUACAAGAAAUCUUUGCUAGCAUUUCUGUGACCCUGUUCGUAGACGUCGAAAAUUUUGUAAUUUUUCCAAAAAUUAUGAUUUAUAUCGCAUGGUGAAGUGACAAUUCUUUUGAAGAUUUUGGAUCCCAAGGUCUUGGGGCAGGACGAUCAAGAAAAAUCGAAAGUCAAAGGUCUUCGGAACGAAUAGGUGAACAGCGCAAUGAGAAAGCAGCUGAUGAGCUCCGGCAAAGAAAUGUGGAGUCUUAAGAUGUUUGGGGCCCUAUGUUGCGCAACUUUUGGAGCCAAGGUCUACGAUUGUAGCAGGCGCCCACGAAUCUCAGCAGCGAUCAGCGAUCGCGUUCCGCUCCACCAUUAUU